GUAAAAAGCAGUUCUGAGGAUCGUGACCGAAACUGAGUCUCUGUGUGUGAGUGAGGUUCACUUCUAACGGAGACGACGAGCGAGAUCGCAGGCUGCGGAACACUGCAGAAGUACACGUCAGACAAAGAAAUUUUUCCGACAGUCAUUUUCCCAUAGAUGAUUGACGUGAUCGUGAUCGAUGGAUAUCUAUCCGUUCUCUUGUGCCUCCUUGGAUCAGUGUUUAAAUUCCAAAACAGCAGAACCGGAUGAAUCUUCACACUUAAUUCCUUCCGCAAAGCCAUGGCUAACGAAUAAGACCAGUGCACCCUAAGGCCAGCACAAAAGUACUUAUUAGAUCAUGCUCCGCGCCGCACUGAAUACCCUUGGGCUUCUGCACCCGGAACCCCCGGCGUGGGAGAGCGUUUCCGUGGCGCACCCCUCGAGCCAGAACAGCUACCUGCGAAAAUUCGACACGCCCGUCCAGAAUCCGGGGAUUGUCCCCGAUAUCUGGAACGGCCCGAGCGUGUUUAUGCCCGGGGCGGAGCCGACCACCGGCGGGGACCCCUACCAGACGGACACGAUACGGGUCAGCAUUGAGGGUCUGGAUUUGCAGCACGCUUCCUCAGCCACAAAAACGGCAGUAUUCCUCGGAGCCGCGGUGUUGGCGCCGUCGAGCUGCAGUUGUGUUCGGUUUCCGCUUGGUAUCGUGGACAGAGGCGAUGGAACGGAGGGGCAGGAAGACGAGGAUCGAAUAGAGGAACACCAGAAUUAUUUUGAGUCAGACGUUGAUCGUGAUGAUCACAGUUCUCAACAUCAAACGGCGCUUGCCGGCUGCUCAGGAAUUGGAGACUGGCGGCGAAAGUCCCGAACGACGAGAGAACACCGAGAGCUGCUUUGGCGGAAGGAAGAAACACCGCAGCCUGGUCAUACUGGGGUGUGGAGGGAGAGAGAACAAGUGCUGAUAUGAUGAAAACCAAAAUGUGAUGGAGAACUUCCUAAUAGCGAAAUCGUCAGGAUGAGAUUGAUUUUUUUCAGCGACGGCUUACGUGCUGCAAC
This is a messenger RNA of Amoebophrya sp. A120, 1035 nucleotides long. The record is from the annotation of a GenBank genome assembly. NCBI's taxonomy places the organism in Eukaryota, Dinophyceae, Syndiniales, Amoebophryaceae.